GGAAGGAGUAGGGGGGGACGCUGCCGGCAGCCAUUAUCUGGGAGCGCGGCGCGCCGGGCGCGGAGCCGGGCUCUGGGCUGUCUCGCCGGCUCUCCGAGGCCGCGGCCUUGCCGCUGGGCGGAGGUGGGGCCGCCAUGGCGGCUUAGCCUCGCCCCCACCCUCCCCUUCCUCCCCGCUACGGUCGCCGAAGGCGCGGCGGCGGCGCGGCCUAGCCGGGAGGGCGGAUCCUCGGCCUCGCGUUGCGGCUCCUGCCCGCGGAGGGCCGCCCUCCUCGGGGGGCCAUGUCCCUGGUGGCCUAUGCCAGCAGCGAAGAGGAGAGCGAUGCGGAGGAGGCCGCGGGUGAGGAGGAGGAAGCCGCCGCUUCUUCUCCUCCUCCUCCUGCUGCAGCUGAGCAGCCCCCGGCCCGGGGGCUCUUUGCCACCUUGCCUCCCCCCAAAGCCCCCGUGAUGCCCCCGCUGCCCCCGCCUCACCAGCCGCUGGGCAGCGGUUUCCCUCUGCUGCCGCCGCCGCCCCACGGCGGGCCGCCCCCUCCUUUCCUUAUGGGCCCCCCGCCUGGCAUGAGGGGCUUCGGGACCCCUCCACCGGGCAUGAGCCCGGCCCAGGCCUCGGCCGUCAGCCUCCCUGAGCCGGCUGCCAGCGGGAACGGGAGCGGGGAGCAGCCCAGGCUGGGGGGGCUCCUCCUGCCUCCCCCGAGGAACGCUGCCACCACCACCACGACCGCUGCCUCUACCCUCAACUUGCCCCCUCCUGUCUCGGCCUCUGCAGCUCUGCCCGGGGCUGGGGUGGAUUUGAACCUCCCCAAGCCAAAGAAGAGGACGGAACCGGUGCGGAUCACGGUGCCCGAGUUGCAGAAGGGAGAUUCAGAUUCGGAGGAAGAUGAACCAGCCAAGAAGAAAAACACUCUUCAGGGACGCGGCGAGGGCUCUGGCUUGUCCGCUUUGCUUCCUCAACCCAAAAACCUGACGGUGAAAGAGACCAAUCGGGUGCUUUUACCCUACGCUUUCUCGAGGAAAACGGGAGAAAACGCCUCCGACUCCAAGCCCUCGAAAGCCCCCACCUCUUCCUCCAAAAGCAAACCUCUCUCCAAGCCGGCGGUGCCCACCACUCCUUCUCCCUCCGCCAUCAAAGCCGCUGCCAAAAGCGCUGCCCUGCAGGUAACCAAGCAGAUCACGCAGGAGGAAGACGACAGCGACGAAGAGCUGGAGCCCGAGAACUACUUCUCCUUGUCUGACAGGAGCGAGCCCAGCCUGCUGGGGGCAGAGACCUACGUUUAUUCUGCCACGGUGGGGGCCGAGGACCCACCGCCCGGGACGGAGCCCGAACCCCAAUUCCAGGACGCCGCCGCCAACGCCCCGCUGGAAUUCAAGACGGGAGCGGGCUCCAGCGGUGCCCAGCACAGCUGGCUGCCCAAACCCGAGGAAGACUACGGUGGCCAGACCUACGGCCAGUUCCCCGCCUACGGUGAGGCCGGCGCGGCUGGUGCUUAUUAUCAGGAUUACUACAGUGGUGGGUACUACCAGGAGAUGGAACCGGCCCAGGCGGCGCCGCAGGAGAUGAGCAACGACUCCUCCUUCAUAGAUGACGAAGCGUUCAAGCGCCUCCAGGGCAAACGGAACCGAGGGAGGGAAGAGAUCAACUUUGUGGAUAUCAAAGGUGAUGACCAGCUGAGCGGAGCCCAGCAGUGGCUGACCAAAUCCUUAACUGAGGAGAAGACCAUGAAAUCCUUCAGCAAGAAAAAAGGAGAUCAGCCCACGGGGCAGCAGAGGAGAAAACACCAGAUCACGUACCUGAUCCAUCAGGCGAAGGAGAGAGAACUGGAACUGAAAAACACAUGGUCUGAAAACAAGCUCAGCCGACGCCAGACUCAAGCCAAAUACGGAUUCUAACACCCUCUUGGCCCGUUUUUUUUUUUUGGCUGGUGACCCUCUGGGUCAAACAUCUCCUGGAGAUCAACAGGGCCCCCCUCCUCCGUGGUCUGCUGGGUGGGCAGGGGGGGCUCCGAGAGAGGUUUCGUGCGAGCCGGUCCUGAAACUCCACCUGUAAUCUUUCCCCUUCCCUCUUCUGAAUGAUAACGUGGAAGGUUCAAAGCAAAUCUGUCCCCCCUGGAUGGUGACAGUCCCCAAGGCAGCUGUGGGAAAGGUGCCCAAAGCUUCUGGCUUGUAGCUCCGGGGGCUCCUCCUCUGCUGGAACUUUGGGCAGAGUCUCCAGAAAUGCUCCCAAUUCCCGCUUUCCUCCUUCCUUGGACUCACUGCACGUUGAAAGUGUUAAUUUUUCUUUCCGAAAGACAGUGAGUUUCAAGAGCCUGGCUUUUUUUUUUGUUGUUGUUCAAAAAAGAAAGAAAAAAAUCCUUUUAUUUUUAUCCUCACGGCUGUGAGUAACUCCGCCGCUCCUCCCAUGUGAACGACUCGGAUAAUUGGAGUAUUUUGAUUAUUUUUUUUUUAAUUUUUGAAAGGGUGGUUAAGGCGGUGUGUUUGUCCUCAGCUCCUCCAGUGUCUCCACCCACGCUGAGGGGGAAACUCCUUUGCAGGUUGGAUCUUGCCGUAGAGAAAACUCCUGGAGCGUGGAACGCACAAUUAAUAAAAAGCAGCCGGGAUCCCUCUCCCAGCACGAGGGCUUUUGGAUAACCCUGCUCCGUGUGUGUACGUACCCUUUUCCUUUCCCUCUUUUUCCCUCUUUUUCCCUUUUUUUCCUCUUCCUCCCCCUUCCCCAAGCCCCCCGGUGCUGUUCCAAGCCACCCCCUGGACUUUUUGAACCCGUUAUUCCGCACGGCGCAGAGCGGUGAAGCCGCAGCCUUUCCUCUGAGCUCAGAUGAAAGCUGCCAACUGUACAUUUAUUUUUAUUUCCAUUUUAGUUCCGCCUUGUUUGUAUCAAUCCUCUUUCAAUUAAGUGUUAAACCUUUCCCCUCCUGGCUCGGGAAGAGGAGACCGUGUCCGGCCUUAACAUUUUUUUUUUUCUUUUUAAUUUUUUCCCCUCCGGAGUGAAAAAAAUCUUGCUUAUUUUGAAUCCCUUCAAUCUUUAUGAAAGGGAUUUCGAAGCGAUAACGACCGCGAAUCAAGUGUGACCUCGCUGGCCACAUCCACCCAUCGUUAGCCCAAAUCUCUGGGGCUUCCAUUCCUCCUUCACCCAAGGGAAGGGAGAGCUGGGUUAUUUAACUUCACAUUCCCACUGCUGAGGGCUUCUAUUUCUUGUAACCGUGGCUAAGAUUUGUUAUUCCAUUUAGGGAAAAAACUCCCUAGAGGUUGUUUUUUUUUUUUUUUUCUCCCCGUUACCUGUUAAAAAAAAACAAGCGAAACCCCCCGGAAUGAAGUCUUUUCUUAGAAUAUUUUAAAAAUUGAAAAAAAAAAAAAAAAAAAAAGGAUCUGAUUUUCUUAGUUUAGUUCCCUGGAUGUUUUAGUACUUUGCAGAGCCCGUUUUUUUGAGUAUUUGAAUGAGCGGAAUAAAGUUACUGUUGAGUAAUUUAUUCAUAUCUUAUAUGUACAGUGAAAUCCUCUGAAAAGAGAUUUGAUAAAAGGAAUAAACUUUUAAAAUGAA
Messenger RNA from Calidris pugnax (ruff), 3531 nucleotides. It is a transcript of the gene PRCC, whose product is annotated as papillary renal cell carcinoma (translocation-associated). The transcript has 8 exons. The record is from RefSeq and is a predicted model, not a curated record. Gene Ontology annotation, cellular component: nucleus. The coding region runs from base 282 to 1886 and encodes 534 amino acids. Lineage: Eukaryota; Metazoa; Chordata; Aves; Charadriiformes; Scolopacidae.